Molecule: messenger RNA, 330 nt
Organism: Andrographis paniculata
Lineage: Eukaryota; Viridiplantae; Streptophyta; Magnoliopsida; Lamiales; Acanthaceae
Product: EPIDERMAL PATTERNING FACTOR-like protein 5
Exons: 2
Coding region: 1-330 (109 amino acids)
Biological process (GO): stomatal complex development; guard cell differentiation
Source: RefSeq, a predicted model, not a curated record
AUGGCUCGACUUCGCGGCCCCUUUACACUUUUUUUCGCCGCCGUAACUUUUCUUCUCCUCGGAUCGAUCUCCACUACUAUUGGCUUCGUCCCAAGUCGCCAAUUCGCGAGGAAGAUUUGCGCCAGGAAGAUGAGAGAGGAGACGACAAUGGAAACAUGGCAAAAAAUCAACAGCAUAGGAUCUUCGCCGCCGACUUGUAGAUCCAAGUGCGGGAAGUGCGCGCCAUGCACGCCCGUUCGCGUCCCGGUCCGGCCGGGAUUCGAUUUGCUGCUAGAGUACUACCCUGAAGCGUGGAGGUGCAAGUGUGGAGAUCAAAUCUUCAUGCCUUAG